GAGAGCCGCCGCAAUGCUCAAGAAGCAGAUACCUGCCUGGAUCUCCCACUACCUGCCAGACCCAUGCCAAGCAGAAAAUGACAGACCCUCAGCUACCUGCGCCUCGGAGGAGGGGCUAUCUCCAUGCCACCUGCUGACCGUGAGGGUCAUCCGAAUGAAAAACGUCCGACAGGCUGAUAUACUAAGCCAGACAGACUGCUAUGUGAGCCUCUGGCUGCCUACCGCCUCUCAUGAGAAACAGAGAACUAGGACCAUCUCCAACUGCUUAACCCCAGAGUGGAAUGAAAGCUUCAACUUCCAGAUCCAGACCCAAGUCAAGAACGUGCUCGAGCUAAGCGUCUGCGAUGAAGACACAUUGACACAAGAUGACCAUCUCUUGACAAUUCUCUAUGACCUCACCAAGCUCUGCUUCCGAAAGAGAACCCAUAUGAAGUUCCCACUCAACCCAGAGGGCAUGGAAGAGCUGGAGGUAGAGUUCCUGCUGGAGGAGAGUCCCUCUCCACCUGAGACCCUCAUCACCAAUGGCGUGCUGGUGGCUCGACAAGUCUCCUACCUGGAGGUUCAUGCAGAAUCCAGAAGGCAGAGGAAGAGUGGGAAAGGGAAGGACCUCCUGGUGACAGUGACAGAAUCCUUCGAGCAUACGCAGCGCGUCUCACAACACCCGGAUCCCUGUCACCCAAACCCUGCCUGUUUUCACUACCCCAAGUAUUUUCAGUCCAAGAUGCACGGGGAGGUGCCCAGAAGCCAAUGGAGCUGUGGGCUUUGCUGCUGUGGCAAGCACAAGAACAGCGCUGUCUGCCAGCCCCUCGAUUGCCUCCCGGACGGCCAGACGGUGACCCUGCCUGUGGGAGAGAACUGUGAAUUACACAUGAAGUCUACACCCUGCCCCCAGACAUUGGAUGUGCGGCUGGGCUACAACCUGUGCCAGGAAGAGCUGGAGUUCCUGCAAAAGCGGAAGGUGGUGGUAGCUGAGGCCCUGAAGCAGGUCUUGCAGCUGGAGGAGGAUCUGCAGAUGGACGAGGUACCGCUCAUAGCCAUCAUGUCCACUGGAGGUGGAACGAGAUCCAUGACUGCCAUGUAUGGCCACCUGCUGGGGCUGCAGGAGCUGAAUCUCCUGAACUGUGCCAGCUACAUCACGGGACUGUCAGGGGCCACUUGGACCAUGGCUACCUUGUACCGGGACCCUGAGUGGUCCUCUAAAAACCUGCAGCCUGCCAUCCUUGAGGCCCGGAGGCAUGUGGUCAAGGACAAGUUGCCCACCCUGCACCCAGACCAGCUCCUCAAACACCGGGAGGAGCUUCGGCAGCGCAGUCAGGAAGGCUAUAAGGUCAACUUUACAGACUUCUGGGGCCUGCUGAUCGAGGCCUGCCUGGGAGACGAGAGAAAUGAAUGCAAACUGUCAGAUCAGCGUGCUGCUCUGAGCCAGGGCCAGAACCCCCUGCCCAUCUACCUCACCAUCAAUAUCAAGGAUGAUGUAAGCAACCAGGAUUUCAGAGAGUGGUGCGAGUUUUCCCCCUACGAGGUGGGCAUGCAGAAGUAUGGGGCCUUCAUCCCCACCGAGCUCUUCGGCUCCGAGUUCUUCAUGGGGCGUCUGAUGAGGAGGAUCCCAGAGUCGCGGAUGUGCUACAUGCUAGGUUUGUGGAGCAGCAUCUUCUCCGUGAACUUGCUUGAUGUCUGGGAUUAUUGCAACAACUCAGAGGAGUUUUUCCACAGGUGGACAAGGGAGAGAGUGCACGACAUUGAAGAUGAGCCGCUCCUUCCUGAAAUCCCCAAAUGUAAGGCCAAUGUCCUGGACACCUCGGUGGUGAUCCCAGCGUCGACGCUGUCCAAUACUUUCCGCCAAAUCCUCACCUAUCGGUCCUUUGUGUCUGAGUUCCACAACUUCCUGUUGGGGCUGCAGCUGCACACCGACUACCUCCAGAAUGGCCAGUUCUCCAUGUGGAAAGACACUGUGCUUGACGGCUUCCCGAACCAGCUGACAGAGUCCGUGAACCACUUGUGUCUAGUAGACACCGCAUUUUUCGUCAACUCCAGCUACCCACCCCUCCUCAGGCCAGAGAGAAAAGCCGACCUCAUCAUCCACCUCAAUUAUUGUGCUGGGUCCCAGACAAAGCCCAUGAAACAAACCUGUGAGUACUGCGCCGUGCAGAACAUCCCCUUCCCCAAAUAUGACCUGCAAGAGGAGGGGAAUAGUAAUCUCAAGGAAUGUUACCUGAUGGAGAACUCCCAGGAACCUGAUGCCCCCAUCGUGCUUUUCUUCCCACUCAUCAACGAUACCUUCCAAAAGUACAAGGCCCCAGGUGUAGAGCGAAGCCCCGAGGAGCUGGAGAAGGGCAACGUUGACAUUUAUGGCGCCAAAACUCCCUAUGCCACCAGGGAGCUGACGUACACAGAGGCCGCCUUCGACAAGUUGGUGAAUCUCUGUGAAUACAACAUCCUGAAUAACAAGGACAAGCUCCUUCAGGCCUUGCGAAAGGCCGUGGAAAAGAAGAAACUCCAGAAGAGCCAGUGUCCCUCCGAAUUCCCGGGGAGCUUCACCGAUCCUGUGUCUGCUUCCACUGUUGGGGGCGGGGACCUCAUCAGAGCUGACCAGCCCUCAUAGCCAGCUCUGCUCUCUGGCAAGAGGUGCAGGCAAGCUAGCCUGGGCUGUCCCUCAAAAAAUAAAAAUUAAAAAAGGUUGAGGGAGACAGAGAGAAAGAGACACAGGAAAAUAACGAGGCAUGGAUUCGGGUUUUAUACCCACUGGAAUUUUUUUAAACCUUUCCCUAUAGGGAAAGGGGUCCAAUAGCCACAGGCUCCCAUACAUGCCUGAAGUGUGGAGAAUGAAAGCACGGCCUGAAGAGGCAGCUGGUUCCCCACAAACCUGAGACACAGAGCUGGCGCCCAGAGCCCUCCCCUUUCUACUCCCCUCUGCCUCCAGGCACAGAGGAACUCAGGGAAUGCACAGGAGGACCCGAGAAGCACUCAGCGUUCUCUGGAAAAACUCUUUUUAAAUUUUAAGGGAAUUAUAUUCUUGUGAUUUUUGUAGGCAAUUAUAUUUUGUGGUUUUUAUUUCUAUGAGUCAGGCUAUUAAUAGGGAGCAUGAUGCUAGAAGAUCUAGAUGGAGCACUGGAGACAUCUUGGUCUCUUCAACAACAAAGCCAAACAGGUGACGCAGUUUCAGCAGCCCCUCUCCAGCCGCUCAGAGCUCCAGGACUGGUGACCCCUAAAAUCCCUACCAGGCAGCCUCAUCUGAGCAUCCAGCUCCAGUGAAAUGCCAGGCAAAGCCCAAGUCUGUAGCUCACAUUCGUGGAACACAGAUCUUAGAUGCAGCUCGGGGAUGUUUGGGCAGGUCAAUGGACUUGGGCAUCAGGUCGGUACUGCCACCCAGUGCCGCCCACUCCAAGAGGCCGGCGCUUGCUGACAAACCUGCUCCAGGAGCACUUCUCAGUUCUCCGUCACCCUCCCCUCUGUUUUCCAGACGGGAUUAUUUAUUUCUCAAUGGGAUUUCUCUUAUUUAUCAUGUACACACCAUGGCCAGCUAGCACAUCCCAGCUCUUGGAAAGUCAUCCUGAGAGAAUGAAACCAGGAAGGAACUACCCAGAGAGGACUAAGUUAGCUCUGAGGAAGAAGCCCAUCCUUGGAGGUGGUUUCAAGAUGAAUUACUGGGAAAGACCAGGAACACACGGAAGCCCAAUCAAAGCAUCCAGGUCACCCAUCAGCCUGGGAACGUAACUGAAAAAAAUGUAUAACCUGAGCUACUGAGACGCCCUGGCCAAUGGACAGUGGGGCCAGAAAGGCACGUGCUCUGCGUGAAGCCCAGCAAACCUGGGAGACAUGCCCCCCUUUCUGGGCCACGAUGCUCCCUCCCUAAGCAGUCCUUUGGUUGUUAGGAGACAAAUGGUGACAGGUACCAAAAGUUUAGAAAAAUUGGUCUCCAAUUUACAUCCUGACUACUCAAAGUGUGCUGGGGAACUGGUUAGAAACACAGAAUCUCAGGCCCCACUCCAGCCAUACUGAAUCAGGAUCUGUAUUUUGAGGAGAUUCUCAGCUCCUCUCUCAGGCGAUGCCUGUGCAUAUUACAGUUUGAAUGGUGUGGAUUUGUGCCACACUUUACCAUAAGCCUGGAAAGUAUGAACAGUCAGCUCCCCUGAGCCCCAAACUGGGCUCCUGGAUCUGCAAACCUGGUCCCCAUCCAGCUAACGCUCACCUGGGACACCACCUCACCCCCUCCACCAGAGCAGCCUCCACUUUGGCACCUUUUUCUUCCAUCUGCAACAAACAGGCUCGCCUUACAUUAUCAGAGCGAGCUCCGUGGCAAGACCUGUUUAUUGUAAGGUGAAGGCAGCCCUCCCUUGGAUUCCUCAAAGUAUGUAGAGUGAGGUUUUUGAAACCAUUUUAUUAUUUGAGCGCGGAAUAAAAUGGCCAUGUGGGUAAAUGCUAGUGCCUCAUCUGCUUUCAUUAUCUGAGGCUGUAAAACCUGCAUAAUUCCUGUCUGGCCACUGCCAGAGGUGUGAGAAGGCCGUUUCCAUCCCAUCCCUUCUCUCUCCUGCGGCUUCCUUUCCUCCUGCAGGGGUCCCCACCUUCUUGUGGUGGGGUGAUUUUCUGUUUUUAUGAAGCCAUGUGAAAACCAGUGGAGCAGCAGCUCUCGUUGACCCAUGCUGUCUGAAGCUCCGAUGGUUUUCAGGAAGCUUUGAUCUAGAGGAAGGAAGGGCAGUCUGCAUCAGCUGAGCACCUACUUGGUGCCCCGCAGUCGUGGUCAGUAAGCUGCCUUUGCUUUCUAGGAACGUAGAUCUGGGUUGUAAGAAAAGGCAUGAAAAUAUUUUUGUAUGUGGAUUUGAGAAGUCAAAUGGCCAUUUCUCUUCUAAAACAAUGCUGGCGAUGUCACAGAGCAGGAGAUUCG
Rhinolophus ferrumequinum (greater horseshoe bat) is the source of this 4882-nucleotide messenger RNA. RefSeq names its product phospholipase A2 group IVE (gene PLA2G4E). NCBI's taxonomy places the organism in Eukaryota, Metazoa, Chordata, Mammalia, Chiroptera, Rhinolophidae. The record is from RefSeq and is a predicted model, not a curated record. Bases 14 to 2602 code for a protein of 862 amino acids. Gene Ontology annotation, cellular component: cytosol. Gene Ontology annotation, biological process: glycerophospholipid catabolic process. The transcript is spliced from 20 exons. Gene Ontology annotation, molecular function: calcium-dependent phospholipid binding; calcium ion binding.